CCUUGUUCUUGAUCGUGCCAUAAUCGUCCCGCUCUUGACCGUCAAUAAUGGUGCCCAACGCUAAUAAUUAUAAGUACGCUUUGGUUGAUGCCACCUCACCUCGAAUAAGUAGCGCAUGAGCGCAGCGCAUACGAAGCCUCCCUCUCUACUUAGAACAAAGUUCCAUCCAGGACUGGCAAUUCCAUUUUCCUUCACGCUGCCACAAACCACCAUCACAAAAAAAAAAAACUACCCGUUGCAGCAAGCUACCAUUAGCCAUGGAUCGGCGACUAAUUGAAGGUUCACUACCGCAUCAACGUAAUGUCCUGCGGAACCACUCCCGCAAAGAUUCCCGGCAUUCCCUAAUCGAUGCUGGCCAUCAUUCCUGUAUUGCUGCUGGCCAUCAUUUCCGCUACUCAGUCCCCUCCUCCUCCUCACGCUCCUCUCACUCCUACCGCCACCCAGUGAUUUUCCCCGUAUCCCCUAGAAUCCUCCUACUCUUCAUCCUCGUUUUACUCUCGUGUCAUAUCCCUUUCGUCCCGCUCACCUCUCUUCCCCGCGCCUCGGCCCAAGACUGUCAAUACCUAACCUCCACUCCUUACGGCCUCGCGAAACUUCCGGAAAAGCAAGACUAUCCCGGCAGCGACUUAGAAUACAUAGAGGGCCCUAUAUCCUCCGAGGAGUGCCAGCGGCGGUGCUUAAGCUUCGACCGCGGGCAGUGCAUCCUCGCGAUGGUCAGCGACGCGGGCGAUUGUUCGCUGAAGUUCGGCGUGAAUCGCCAGCCGGCGCGCAGCGCGAGCGCGACGGCGUUCGCGAUGCCGUGCUUCUCGUCCGAGGCGUGCAACAAGACGGCGAACGGCAGCGCGCUCUGCGCGUCGUGUCCCACGGACUUUUCCGACCCGAACGCCCCUAGAGCCACCUUCCGAUGCACCGACUCGCGAUCCAUGGGCUUCAUCGCUCCAGUCAACUCCUCCUGGGAGCUCACUGGGGAGCUGGUCCCUGACAACGCCACCAUCAACGACAUCGACGCCACGGAGUGCGUGCGGCGCUGCCAGACGUACCCCGGGCCGUGCGUGACGGCGCAGUACGUGCCGGGCAUGCAGCUGUGCACGCUCAAGAAAGAGCACGGCACGCCGGUGGACUUCAAGACGCCCGGGUUCCUGGCGUUUGUGAAGAGCUGCGCGUUUAAGAACGGGGAGUGCAAGGAGCAGCUGUGCCAGCAGGCGCAGCCCAGCACCUGCAUCGACCCCAGCGACUAUGGUUUUAAGUUCAAGGACAAAGACACAGAUUACACGGGACCGGAGGUGGGCGGAGGGGAGGGGCUGGACUCAACGGGGUGCGUGCAGCGGUGCCAGAAGAACGACAAGUGCGUGCUCGCCCAGUUUGACCCCAAGCGCCUCAAGUGCUGGCUCAAGGGAGAGGGGUACAACCCGCAUGGCAGCCAGCAAACGGGGAGAAUCAACUGGGAAAGGGUGGGGAAGGGGGUUGGGAGGAGAGAGGUGGGCGUGCUUGGAGUGGUGGUGGCAGUGGUGGUGGUGAUGCUGACAGUGGGACUGUUGUAAUGCGGUGCAAUGCGAUGUGGUGCGGUGAAUGGGAGGGUAUGAACUCAGAGGGGUGUAGCGCAUGCUGGCCCAGACGGACCUCAAGCGCCUCAAGUGCUGGCUGAAAGGCGAGGGGUACAACCCACGUGGCAGCCAGCAAACGGGGAGACUCAACUUUGAAAGGGUGGGGAAGGGUGUCGGGAGGCAGGUAGUGGAGCUGGGAGCGGUGGUGGUGGCUGCUAUGAUGGUCAUGCUGGCAGUAGGACUGGCGGCGCAGUGCGGUGACGGUGGUGUGGCGUGUGCUGGGCCAGAUGGACACUGGGCACGUCAGGUGUUGGCUCGAGGGCGAGGGGGGUAUCACUGGUAUCAGUGGUAUCACUAACACGCUAUUUAUGCAGUGGAAGUGCUGGUUAGUGUACUUGACCGCAGCAUCCGUGUCAUGACUCAUGGCUGUGCAGCAGUAACCCUACACAGUGCUAUUUAUGCAGUGUGCAGCAGUAACCCUACACGGCUGCUUCUGUGGUAUUUAUACUGCGGUACAUGCAAUGCUGGUACUUGAUUGCACGCAGCCGAAUCGCAACUCGUGACAACCGAGUGUGAUAAGGGGAACUUACUGAUGUGACAACAAGUAGGGUUACUACUGAUGGCUGUAGCCACACGCGUAGUAGACUUCGGCUGCACCACACCACUGACAGCAUCCUAAAGAGAUGUGAACUGUGAUGGCAGUAGUAACGUAACACAGAUAAACUGUAGGAGAAAUGCCUGAGGAGGCAAGGUGGAUUGGAUUGGAUGGGAGAGCUGUCUGUUAAAAUUAUAUAAGUUAUAAUUUAAUAUAGGCUUGGUAGGUUG
Closterium sp. NIES-67 is the source of this 2369-nucleotide messenger RNA. The record is from the annotation of a GenBank genome assembly. Lineage: Eukaryota; Viridiplantae; Streptophyta; Zygnematophyceae; Desmidiales; Closteriaceae.